AUGAGACCGGACCCAUCGCGGACCGAACGAACUGGCGCCCCCGACUAUGACGACCCGUCCUACUGGGACACGAAGUUCGCGACCGGCCAGGAUAUCGGGGAAUGGCUGAAUCCAGGCGAAGUCCUGCUUGAUGCUCUCCUCUCGUUCCUGGAGGACCGACCCACACCCAAACCAGAGCACGCGACACCACGAGUACUCCAUCUGGGGCCCGGUGUGUCGAAACUGGGAACGAGGCUGCGCGAUGCAUUCGUGACAAGAGGCUGGACGGGCAAUGGAAUUGUUAAUGUCGAUUUCUCCUCCGAAGCUGUUCGUCUAGGUCAAGAGGUUGAAAAUAAACAGGAACCGUCGCAAGCGAUGCACUGGAUCCAGGCUGAUCUCCGAUCGUGGACCGAUGUCUCGCGACUCCUUCCUUUUGCCCCGUAUGAUGCCAUCCUCGAUAAGAGUACUAGCGACGCUAUUGCGACAUCGAGCCCUGUUACCUUGUCUCCGACGCUAGAUAUGUCUGGCAUUUGUCCUAAGGUACAGGAUAUUCUUCCGCCUGAAGGAGAGACAACAUUGUCCCCGACGGAGCUUCUUGCGCUGCACCUGGCGCCGUUGACAAAGAGGGGUUGCAAAUGGUUUGUGCUCUCGUAUUCGACAAUGAGGUUUGACAAUGUGCCUCACCUAUUUGAGCACUGGGAGGUUGUUGCGCGCACUCCUUUCGAGGCACCAAGCGGCUCGACAGUAACAAAGGCUUAUACACCGCCGGUUUAUCAUUGGCUUUAUGUUUUGCGGCGCAAAUAG
Messenger RNA from Aspergillus versicolor CBS 583.65, 783 nucleotides. RefSeq lists its product as uncharacterized. The transcript is spliced from 2 exons. Bases 1 to 783 code for a protein of 260 amino acids. The record is from RefSeq and is a predicted model, not a curated record. NCBI's taxonomy places the organism in Eukaryota, Fungi, Ascomycota, Eurotiomycetes, Eurotiales, Aspergillaceae.